This is a messenger RNA of Anisakis simplex (herring worm), 1866 nucleotides long. The record is from the annotation of a GenBank genome assembly. Lineage: Eukaryota; Metazoa; Nematoda; Chromadorea; Rhabditida; Anisakidae.
AUGUAUCUGUUGGCGUUGUUUAUGGUCAGUGUUUGUGCGCUAUGGAAACUGGAUGAGCCACCGUGGUAUUGUGAUGCGAAGUGCAGAAAUACCUUGUACAAACUUCAGAAAAAUAGUACGGGUUGUAUUACACGACAAGAAUUCGGCGAUUAUCCAUUUCAACUGUUGGGUUUUAACAGUUCAGUAUGCAGUAGUCUUAAAGCUGAGCACAAUGCACGAUUCAGUUAUUGUGUUCGUUUGGUGAAGGAGAAGUUUGUUAUCGCGAAUUGCAAUUUUAAUAUAACUGAUCACCGAAUUCCAUGCCGUAAAGUAGACGAUACGAUGAGUUGGUAUCGUGGUAUGCAGUCCGUCACAGUCUCAGGAAAACAGUGUAUCCGAUGGGAUUCAAUUUCGACAAAUUUCGCACCAAGUAGGUUCGAUGAACUGGAUGCGUCCUCGCUUCUCAAUAACAACAUCGGAACCCUCUCUUACAGCAUUCAUGCUCACGAAAAUUAUUGUCGUAAUCCUGACGGAUGGUCACGAGGUCCAUGGUGCAUCGUUGAGCAAACAGCGAAUGGUGAUGUACGAGAGCCGUGCUUCAGAGAAUGUGCCGUAUAUAAUGAACCUGAGCUGUGCCUCGCCAAAAUGUUCUUUCCAUAUUCAAUACCAUCUACAUCGAAUAUUCCACAUUUCCCGAGUGUCCAAUCACGCAGUGAAGAUAUUCGAGAUUUAAGUGAUAUUUUGGAUGUACCACGCAUCACGCAGUUUCAUCACCGCAAUCGGCCGAUGUUCGUUCCGACGGUGUAUCUAGAUUAUGUUCGCUAUCAUCCAGGCGAUAUUUCCACUCGUUUACGAUGCUAUCAGACUGGGAUACAAAAUCGUAUCGCUGGUCCGUGGAUAUAUACGUCCACUGUACGAAAUCCAUUCCCUAAACAUGCCGUUUGGUUAGAAGAGGCAUUUGCACAAAACUCAGCAGAUUUUAUGGAUCGUGAAAGGGCCGCACGAGGUGACACUGGACCGCAUUAUUCACUUUGGCGACCGUGUUUUCUCGCUUGCGAAGAUACCAACGUAGAGAAUCUAUUCUUCAAAAUGCGUAUUCUGAGUCAACCUCUAAAAUUGUUUGCCUGUCAACCAGAACAUAGGGUUGAUGUUCAGGUGAAAUGCUGGCCCGUUCAGCAGGACAGUAUCCGUCGACCGCGUUUUCCAUAUUAUGGUUCUCGAAACUUUGACGCAGCUGGCACUGAAUGUGUGUCACCGCAUUACGCCUUUCAAAUACUCGUCAUGCAAAAUCGCCUCAACAAAACUGAUGAGAAGCAAUUAACUCUGUUGAAAGUACUUCGCGAAACAUUCAUCACAAAUGCGAACGGAACGAGGCGACUCAGAAAUCUUUUCGCCAUUUCAAAGGGUAAUAUGAUGGUAAGCCGGCGCUGUUUUACGCUUGGUGAUUUUUUGCGGGGAGUGGAGAGUGGAGCGCGAGAGGAAAUUGCCGAAGAGAACGAGGAACUGAGGUCGGUGAUGUCGAUUGGUGCUGGAUGCUUCACCGAGACGGGUCUUGAACGGGUGGAGUAUAGUGCGUGUUUCAAAAGUUGCAACUGCAACAAGACUGUGCACGCACCGACGGUGUUCGUUCGUAAAGCUUGCUUGCAAGGCGAUAAAUGCCAGAAAAAACAAUCAGAAAUGUUCACGGAGGAGGACGACGAAGAUGAACUGCUGGAUGAUUCUUCGAACCAAUCGAAAAACAUCUCUGAAUUUCUGCGUGCAGUUCAUCUCUCCGACUCAUUCAACUAUCAACCCGUGAUCAUAAUGUCUAUAUCAGCAUUCUGCAUUAUUGCUGCCGGUCUCACAGCACUGUUUACGAUGUGCCCUACUUCAUUGCAAGAGCCAUAA